Messenger RNA from Polyodon spathula (Mississippi paddlefish), 2155 nucleotides. RefSeq names its product phosphatidylinositol 4-kinase type 2-alpha-like. The transcript is spliced from 9 exons. Gene Ontology annotation, molecular function: 1-phosphatidylinositol 4-kinase activity. Lineage: Eukaryota; Metazoa; Chordata; Actinopteri; Acipenseriformes; Polyodontidae. The record is from RefSeq and is a predicted model, not a curated record. Bases 113 to 1459 code for a protein of 448 amino acids. Gene Ontology annotation, biological process: Golgi organization; endosome organization; phosphatidylinositol phosphate biosynthetic process. Gene Ontology annotation, cellular component: endosome; trans-Golgi network; lysosomal membrane.
UGCCCCAACUGUAGAAACACAACGCAGGCGGAAACAAGUCUCCAAGACACCGGUCACCGAAAUCAUCCCCCCCCCCCCAACCCCUUCAUUUUAUCUCCCUUCUCUCCUACACAUGAUGGACGAAACGAGCCCGCUAGUUUCACCGCUUAGGGAUCAGCAAGAUUUUAAUUAUGGUCCGACUGGGCCUGCAAGUCCUCGGGCUGGGUGUGCAGGCAUGCCCGGUUCAGUUGUGCGAGUUCCCGCAGGAAGCCCAGGACGGAGCCGGGAGCGACAGCCCCUACUGGAUCGGGACCGAGGCGGCUCACCCCGGGAUCCGUAUAGAAACGAAUUUCCGGAGGACCCAGAGUUCAUGGAGAUCAUCAAAAAAGCAGAACUGGCAAUUGAGGCCAGAAUUUUCCCCGAAAGAAUUUAUCAAGGUUCAAGCGGAAGCUACUUUGUAAAAGAUUUGCAGGGGAAGAUCAUUGGAGUGUUCAAGCCCAAGAACGAGGAGCCCUAUGGGCAGCUCAACCCCAAGUGGACCAAGUGGCUUCAGAAGCUGUGUUGUCCAUGCUGCUUUGGGAGGGACUGCCUGGUGCUGAAUCAGGGCUACAUGUCUGAGGCUGGGGCCAGCCUUGUGGACCAGAAGCUGGAGCUCAACAUCGUCCCCAGGACCAAGGUUGUGUACCUGGCCAGUGAGACCUUUAACUACAGCGCCAUUGACAGAGUGAAGUCCAGGGGAAAGAGGCUUGCGCUGGAGAAAGUGCCAAAAGUGGGGCAGCGAUUCCACAGAAUAGGUCUCCCACCGAAGGUCGGUUCAUUCCAGUUGUUUGUUGAAGGUUACAAAGACGCAGACUAUUGGCUUCGCCGCUUUGAGGCUGAACCGCUACCAGAGAACACCAAUCGGCAGCUGCAGCUGCAGUUUGAAAGAUUAGUGGUGCUGGAUUUCAUCAUCAGGAAUACGGAUCGAGGGAAUGAUAACUGGCUCCUAAAGUAUGACUGCCCAACGGACAGCGGUGGCUCCAGGGACACAGACUGGGUAUUGGUUAAGGAGCCAGUUAUCAAACUAGCCGCAAUAGACAAUGGUUUAGCCUUCCCACUCAAACACCCUGACUCCUGGAGAGCCUACCCCUUUUAUUGGGCCUGGCUGGCUCAGGCCAAGGUCCCCUUCUCCCAGGAGAUUAAAGACCUGGUCCUGCCGAAAAUCUCUGACCCGAACUUUAUCAAGGACCUGGAGGAGGACCUCUACGAGCUGUUCAAGAAAGAUCCAGGCUUCGACAGGGGACAGUUCCAUAAACAAAUUGCAGUUAUGAGGGGGCAGAUCCUCAACCUCAGCCAGGCGCUGAAGGAUGAGAAGACCCCCCUGCAGCUGGUCCAGAUGCCAUCAGUGAUAGUGGAGACUGCACGGGCACAGCAGCGCACUAACAGCGAGUGGUACACCCAGAGCUUCCAGAGCAGACGGCCCUUCUUCACAUGGUGGUGAAGAUACAGUCCCUUCCAUUGGGGACUGUAUUGAGAGAGAGAGAGGCGGGGAGAGAGGGGGUCUGCAGGCCUUGUCAUGCCUCUCGUCUGAGCAUAUUCUUUCCCUUAUUGAGGGACACCGGGGGAACAUGUAUUCUGACUAUCUGGGACCCCUUCCUUUCUCUCUAUCUCAGAAGAAGAGAAAAUUACAGCUAUGGUACAAUGGAACGCUUUUCCCGCUUGCUGUCAUCACACUCUGCAGAGCUGUCACUCAUAGCCCUGUGGUUGAGCAGAACCCAUUCACAUUCCAAGUACUUUGCUAUUGGAACCCACGCGCUGACCCCCUUGCUUGGCAUGCCGCUGGGAGGCAGGAGAUGAAAUGAUGGUGGUUUGGGAUAGAGGGCAGGUACCAGGGAUACUCGGCCUCCUUCUGGUACUGUCACAGAGGAGUGUGAGCACUGCAGGCUGCCUGGGGACAGGGUAGGGGAUUAUAGCUUGGAUGGUUUGGGAUAACAAAAUAUUUGAUGAGGGGGUUCCAGUUUCUCCCAAAAGUUGUUUUUCCAGAAUCUGGACUCAAGUCCUACCUCCCUGUUCGGAUCAGCCUCUAAUUAAAUCCUCCAGCUCUGUCUGUGCCUGUCUGCUUACACUAUGUAACACAAUUUUUGUUCCUGGGUAGUAAGUGUUAUUUCCUAAUUGCUUAUGCCUCAAAAGUGUAGAA